Nezara viridula (southern green stink bug) is the source of this 2001-nucleotide messenger RNA. NCBI's taxonomy places the organism in Eukaryota, Metazoa, Arthropoda, Insecta, Hemiptera, Pentatomidae. The record is from the annotation of a GenBank genome assembly.
AUGUGCAAUGUCAGAUGGACGGUCAGUUGCAGACUGAUCGACGGGCUGCGGGGACAGGCGAUCUGCAAGACGCUGAGCGGCCUCACGCGGCGGCAGCAGGACAGCUGCAGGCGGCACCCCGUGCUCACCCUCGCCGCCAUCGAGGGCCUCUCGGCCGCCGCGACUGAAUGCCAGCACCAGUUCAGGUGGCAUCGCUGGAACUGCUCUUCUCUAGCCGUCAGGGCCCCGCACAACAGUUUCAGGGAGAGUGCGUUCGCACACGCCAUCACAGCGGCUGCGGUGGCUGAGCGAGUGGCGAGAGCUUGUGCUAGCGGGCGAGUUCUUGAGUGCGGAUGCGGUCCGGAGCGAGGGGCGGCCGGAGCUGGCUGGAAGUGGGGCGGAUGCUCCCACAACAUCAGGACAGGCCUAGCCUUCUCCCAGGAGUUCCUAGACGUCAAGGAGUCUAACAACGGCGACAUACAGUCCAGGGUCAGCCUUCACAACAAUGAAGCCGGCAGGAUGGCAGUAGCUAAAAAAAUGGAGGUGAAAUGUAAAUGUCAUGGUGUAUCAGGCAGCUGUGAGCUUCGAACAUGCUGGAGAUCCGCACCCGACCUUCGGACGAUAGGAGUUGCGUUGAAGGAGCGGUUCAGAGAGGCAAUUAUGGUGGAGGAAUCUAACAAAGGAGGUGGAGGUUUGGCUGUCAGGAAAAGAAGGAAGAAGAAGAAAAAGCGACGGAAACGUCCACGGGAUCUUCGAGGCAGCCUCUUGUACUAUGAGAAGUCCCCAAGCUUCUGUGAGCCAGUAGCAGGACUGGAAGCAGGAGGGACCACGGGGAGGAUCUGCAAGAAGGGAGGGCGGGGAGUGGACGGGUGUGCAUCCUUGUGCUGCGGGCGAGGGUACAACAUCAUCAGGCGGCGUUUAGUCGACAGGUGUAACUGCAAGUUCCACUGGUGCUGCUACGUUACCUGCAGCAACUGCACCGUAGACGAGUGGAUCACCGUCUGCAAGUAGCCUCACCAACUGUCCUAUGUACAGAACUAAACACAUUAUACACAGCAUUACGUAGCUCUAGCUCUAGCCGACGUGUACUAAAGAUAGCCAGACUCCUUAUAGCUCUUGCACUAUUUUAACUAUAAGACUAAACUAGUGAUUGAACCACCUAUUAUUUAGUGUAGCGUCGCUAUUCUAUUGUAUUCCGAACUAUUUAAUGUAGGAUUCUCGUAGAAAUUAAUACAGCAGUGGUUUUCAUCCGUGUUAAUACAAACCCUAAGGUGGCAUUUAUACUUAGCAUAUACCCAUAAUAAAACAAAUAAAUUAUUAUGCACUUACUUUAUUCCGGGUAUUUAAGGUAGUUUUCUUUGGAAAUAAAAUUCGUCAUAUAAUAUUAACUCGUAUCAGUGAAUAAUUUAAGAUCAAAACAACCAAAAAGUAGACAAAAAUAUGUUUUAUUUAAGCUGAAAAAAUAAUAACUGCGCUCUUUGACUCUCCGCGGUUCCAGUCCUUACAAUAAAGACAAUCUUGUUUUGUUUUUCCAUUGGAAUAACACAAUUCAAUAUGUUUUUGAAUAUUUAUUCUAAAAAUCGUUGAAAUGUUAAGUUGGGCAGACUUCAAUUAAAUAAAAGAAUUAAAAUAACAUUACAAAUUUUACAUAUUUAAUUUAAAUUGAAUAACACCGAAGAUAACACAAUACAAAGUUUAAUGAACCCAAACUGUCGCUUAUGAUUUAAUAACCUAUGUAUUUAAUAUUAUUAAAUGUAUUUAUGAAUAUAUAAAAUUUUUGGUGACGAACCAAUAAAAUUUGAAUGUACAGUAUUACCUAAUGAGUACAAUUAGCCAGAUUUUUAGAGAAAUCUGUUGUUGUUCCUUGUUAAUCUUUAUUUAUUUAUACAAUUAUUAUAAGAAACAUGUUAAUAUUAUUUAGUAUUAAUUAUCACUUACCUAUCCCAAUGUAUAAAACAUGUAUAUUUUAGUGGCCAAAUUAGAAUAUUUUUAAGGAAUGAUUAAAUAAAUAAUUAAUAAUCC